AUGACCGCAACACGACGAAUCAGCUCGUACCACUCACUCAACCAUCCAAUCAGCCCAGCUCGACUCACACCUUCCUCUAUAUUCUCUUUCCAUUUGCAGGACCGUGAAAGAAGUGAUAAUUGUAGCCGAUCAAACAGUCCACUGGACGAGUCAAGCCGUGCGAAAGUAGCCGCGGCGCUACGAAGCCGCGAAAAAAUGUCGCCCCUAUCCCUGCCGACGGGUGGAUCCCCGGUAACCAACCAGGCGGCAGCUGCUGCAGCUGCCGCCGCUGCAGCCCAGGUGCAUCUAAAUGGAACUAUGCAAGAUAUGCUGAACCUACAGAAGCUGCAGAGUUUGGCGCAGCUGACCGGAGGAGCGGGAGUGUUACCAGGGCUAGGACUUCCGACGGCUGGUUUACCGUCGGCGCUACUUAAUAAUUCGCCACUCAAUCUAAGUCUAGGAGCGCAAAGCCAUUCUCCUGUGAUGGGGGCACUGGGGGCCGCCUCACAACCUCUGACAGCUGCAGCUGCCCAAAUGCCUCAAAUGAUUCUAGCGUCUGGACAGAUUGUCCAAGGAAUUCAAGGGGCCCAACUGCUCAUACCAACGUCACAAGGAAUCGCCACCCAAACCAUCCUGACAAUCCCCGUGGGCCAACAGGUGAUAUCAAGCAUGAGCAGCGAGAAUUUAUUGCAGUGUUUAAAUUUUAAUACCGUCGCAAGCAACAACUUCAACGAUAUGUUGAACCAAUCAAGCCACCACCAUCAUCAUCCGCAUCAUCCGAGCAAUGCGGCGUUUGCGGCAGCGGCUGCAGCGGCCGCCGCGGUGGCAACCCGCGAGUCCCCCGUCACAGUCAAUAGUGCAAUAAAUACCACCAGUCUACUUACGAAUCAACUGGCCUUGGCCGCAGCCGCCGCCGCUAAUAGCAAUCAUCACCAUCACCACCAGCAUCAGCAUCAGCAACAGCAGCAACAACAACAGCAGCAUCAGCUCCAACAACAACAGCAACAGGCUGCACUUCAUCAAUCGCAGCAGACGAAACAUCUGCACCUUGGUCUCCCAGCGGGCCUACCUUCGUCGGCGUCAUCUUCUUCGACGUCAUCGGCCAUUCACGUGGCGGACAAGUUUAAAAAUUUAUCCACCCACGAAAAGACGCCAUCCGAGCGGUCCACCCCGGAGAUGCGCAUCAAGCUGGAGUCCCCAAAGGUGCCGUCGCCCAUUACUCUCACGCCCCAAUCGCGACCACCCAGCAACAGUUUUGCGUCGGUUUUCGAGAAAUCGCCACAGAUGAAAAGAACUUCCUCGCCCAGCAUAGCGGCAUGCAGCGGAAGUAACAGCAGCACCGGCAGCGGGGGCAGCAAUAGCAGCGUCAUAAGCGGGCUGAGCAGCGGCGGUAGCAUCGGUCACGGGCAGAUUCACGUGGCUAAGAAUUUGACCAGCCCGCACCAUUCGCCGUCGGACAAUGCGAUCAGUAGAAUCUCAACGUCAAACGGCGAAAUCACGGUGACCAAGUCACAAGCACCUCCCACCCCACCCCUAUCAGUACAAAAAAAUCAUCCCGCAUCGUUGCACUUCAAUCCAUCCAUCUCGCCCCAACCACUGAUUCAUCACGCGAGAGAUCUCCACCAGCACCAACACCAGCAGCAUCAGCAGCAGCAACACCAUCAGCUCUCAGUGCCAUCCAGUCACAACUCGACACAUUCGGCGCUGACAGUCAGCACCCAGUCCGCCCCGUCGUCAUUGUCGUCCUGUGCCCUCCUCGCCGGCGACAGCCACCACCAUCUAGCGAAAGAGCAACAGGGUCUGCAGCUGAAACCGUCCGCGUCGUCCACCAGCACCAGCGCCGCCGUCACGCCCGGUGUAAUCUCCCUCACCCUGGACGACGUGGAGCAGAAGAUUUCCCCCCACUCGGUGGGCUCGUCAUCGUCCAAGCGGCAUCGAAGUCUAACGCCCCCACCGCGAAAGAUGAGUCCUGCGGGAUCGAUACAGCACUCGCACCGGGGCGACAACGAUGACGACGACGACGACGGCGAGGACGAGGACAACCAUUCCGCCAACCAUGAGCUGGAUGACUCUCCAAAUGAACUCACAAUCAACCAAACCAACUGCAACGUCGUCGACGGGAUCGACCUGGACGACAUCAAGGAGUUCGCGAAGGCCUUCAAACUGCGCCGGUUGUCACUGGGCCUCACGCAAACCCAAGUGGGCCAAGCGCUAUCCGUCACCGAGGGGCCGGCCUACAGCCAAAGUGCCAUCUGCAGCGCCCUCGCAGCUCAGAUGUACUGUGCAGCUCAACUCUCGUCCCAGCAGCAGCAAAUGUUUGAAAAACUUGACAUUACCCCGAAAAGCGCCCAGAAGAUCAAGCCCGUUCUGGAGCGCUGGAUGAAGGAGGCCGAGGAAAGCCACUCUUCAAGGUUUAAGUCAGGCCAGAACCAUUUGACCGACUUCAUUGGGGUGGAACCAUCGAAGAAGCGGAAAAGGCGAACCUCUUUUACGCCUCAGGCGUUGGAGUUGUUAAAUGGACAUUUCGAGCGGAAUACUCAUCCGUCUGGAACGGAAAUCACUGGUUUGGCGCACCAGCUGGGCUACGAGCGGGAGGUGAUUCGGAUCUGGUUCUGCAACAAGCGGCAAGCCCUGAAAAACACGUUGAAAAUUACUCAGUAAACAAAGUUUCGGACUCAAGAAAGGUGCCAAAAAAUCUUCAUCUACGUCAGCUGAACGUGCCAUAGUUUUAGUUGAAAUUAUAUAAGAAAUUUAUGGAACAGAAAUAUUUUCAAAGUUUCGUUUUGCCCAAAACACAAAACAUGACUAAAUGAGAAUUUAACAUGACAUGUAUACCGAAACAAACAGAAGAAUUAUUUUUAAUAUUGAAAUUACAAUAAAAAGGUCAGACUUUCAAAGGAAAUUUAUGUAUAGUGAGCUAUAGAAAGCGAUGAACACGAUAAGAAUUUUCAAAAAAUCCUAAGAAGUGAAAAUAAAUUGGCAGUACUCAAAAACCUUAACGAGAUUCUCAAUGGUCUCUCCAAUUGGCAACAGUCCCUGAUUCGAAAUUUUCCCUCUUCCUAAUCACCGAUGCUCCCUGUGUCAUGUGCCCGUAAACGUGUAUGUACCAUCACAAUUAGAGAAAUUUCUACGAAAAGGCAUCAAAUGAUAGCUUUUGUAACUGCACCAUAGUUUUGAUCGUCGGAAUUCAGCUCAUCGUGCUAGGAUCUCAGCCAACAAAAUCGGUUCAUAUCUCACACUGCGUCUGAAAUGUAAAUAGUCUACGAAUCGGAGAAAAAAAAAAUCAUCCUAACGCUGUUAUCACACAAAACCGGUGUAAAUUUGUCUAUCCUGUAACAUACCGGCCAGAGAUUACUUGAAAUAGAAUAUUUAAACGUCAAGAAUACGGAAAACACGCGCCUCAUAGAUUUAGUUGUUUAAGAUGAGUGUUUAGUAUCCCUGUACCGAAAAAACAUAUUGGAUGUGAUAUGUAAAAUAUACAAUACUUGCAUACAUUUUGAAUGAUGGUAAAACAGACAGAACAAUUACUUUUCAGAAACCAAAACAGAUCAAAGUAAACUCACUCACACAAGUCACAUUCAGUACUCACUCAAUUGCAUUUGUCAUAAGUCCAAGUAGGAAGAAAGGAAGCCGAAGAUUGAGUUGAAGCGACGAUGCACUAAUGGGGAAGGGUUUGGGGAAAUAGUUGUAUGGAGUAAACCUGUGGAUAUUAUGCUGUAUGGAAUUCGAUAAAU
Molecule: messenger RNA, 3713 nt
Organism: Armigeres subalbatus
Lineage: Eukaryota; Metazoa; Arthropoda; Insecta; Diptera; Culicidae
Product: protein nubbin-like
Exons: 10
Coding region: 1-2640 (879 amino acids)
Biological process (GO): regulation of transcription by RNA polymerase II
Molecular function (GO): DNA-binding transcription factor activity, RNA polymerase II-specific; RNA polymerase II cis-regulatory region sequence-specific DNA binding
Source: RefSeq, a predicted model, not a curated record